Messenger RNA from Oreochromis aureus, 2766 nucleotides. RefSeq lists its product as uncharacterized. The record is from RefSeq and is a predicted model, not a curated record. Lineage: Eukaryota; Metazoa; Chordata; Actinopteri; Cichliformes; Cichlidae. Bases 137 to 988 code for a protein of 283 amino acids. The transcript is spliced from 8 exons.
UACAGAAACAGGUGUGGCUCCCUGCAGAACAUGCACCCAGUGCAGCCUGCUGAACCGCCUUGAGGAGAAGGCAUGCUCACCCACCAGUGACAGCCUGUGUGGACACUGCCUCCCAGGGUAUUAUGAACUCAGGAGCAUGACUGGGGAAGUGGAGCUGCUGUGCUUACCUUGUUAUAGUCAUGACACAAUCCAUAAAGAGUGUUUGCUAUUGACAUCUAAAGGUUUUAAAGCAGAGAGCACCACCAACUCACCUAAAGAACAUUUCAGAGACCCAGAAGAGAAGAGAGUCAAAGAAGAAACGUUUUCAGUCGUCCUGAUUGCUUCAGCAACAGCUUCCUUGAUUUUCCUUCUUGCUCUGCUGCUUUGGGUUUUACACCUGACUGCUGAAAAAUUCAAGCAAGUUCCCAUAUAUGCUUCCAAGCCUGAAGGAAUAUUAUCUGCUGCUGACCUUCAGCACACACCUUUGUUCACCCAUACAGACAGAGCAGCACAGCCAGGAGAGGCACCCUCACAGACAGUUUCAGCUGAAAAUCCAACAAGAGGUCUAUACUCCUUGAGCCAUGAGAAUGAGGUGCAUCCUACCUCUAUUGUGAUUAACGUCACCACCAACAUCAAGCCCUCCAGUCAGAAUACAGACAGUAUUACACAGGAGGAACAACAAAGCCUCAUCACACAGGAGAUGGAACGACAAUUGCAGGACAUAUGGGAGAUUGCUGAAGGACAGAGAAUUGAGAUGCUCGACUACGACUCAGUUCAGGACUUGUCUCUCCUGCUUGACUCUGCUGACAACAUCAAAACCCUAAGGAGACUGGCACGGUCUUUGGGUGUUCCACCUCAGAUCAUCCCUCAUAUCCGAGGCUUCCAGGACCUUUUUCAGUACCUGCGGACCUCCACCUACACACUGCUGCCCCAGUUGGCCCAGGCUGCUGCGCUCUUGCCUAAUUCUGAAGUUGUCAAGAGGAUACACAGAGCUGUGGUGAAACAAUAAUGUCUUAGAGAUCCACAGGAUGGCAAGUGUUGUAGAGACUUUCUGCUCUUUUUUGCAGGACUCUCACCAGAUCAUUCAGUCAAUCUAACACCUACUGUUGAGACAUAAAAGCAUGACAUUUUAUUAAAGCAACAUUUUUUGAGUGAAAUGAUACAUUGGUGUAUUAAUGGGGAUUAAAUCAUACCGGAUUACUGACUAUUCUGAGGUUCUCAUCUUCAGUCGAGUAUAUAUAUUUAAUAGAUCGUGUACUGUAAAAACACAGUGAGAAAAGUACUUAUUUCUCCUUUGAGUGUUAGAUAUCCAGGUCACUGCAAAGGCACCCUACGUGCUGUGUUAUUUCCUGUUUACCAUGUAAAAUGAUGAGCAGCCCUCUGGCUAAAGCAUGUGAGACAGACCAGGACAGAGGAUGCAGUGUUCACGGUAAGUGAAAGAACUGAGAGCCCUGAGAAAUUGUGUUAUUCGCUCACUGGGAGAAGUUUGCCAACUUACCAGUUUCCCAGAUCUCCAGAUCGUCAGAGUCUUCAGAGCAUUAGUUCGGGUGAGUAUUCAAUCUUUUCCAUCACUACUCUUCAAAUCCAUCUCAAAAACAAAUGGCAAACAAAACUUCAGUCAAGUUCGAAGUCUUAUUAUUAUUUUUUUUCUAAUCUGAAAACAACAAGAAACUCCAAAACCUGGAUAAAAUAUUCUACAUCAUUAAGAAACUUUGCUUAACAGGGCCUUUUUCUCUUUCAUUCAAGUGGUCGCUAUUUUAGUUAUUGCCUCUAAGACCUAAUACCUGAAUACCUUGAAUUCUCACCAGCUCUUGUGGAUAAACUUUACAUUUAUCAGCAUGCAAGAAGUACCCAUAUGAACGCUAGGUGGCGUCCUCGCAUCUGUAAUUAGAAACGUGAUCAGUAAGUAUUGGCGCCCCACAGCCCCCGCCUCCACAUCACGAUCGUCUGGUGAAAAGAUGAGGCACUAAAGGAAUUAUUUUUGAAAAUGAACUCUAAAACCAUCAAGUUAUAAAGUUACCGUGCAAUCUCAUUGGUUGUCCUUACCAGAGCAUUUUUAAUAUCGUGUCCCUUCUUCUUUUGUUGGUUCUGUCGUGCCAACAAGUGAUUUCCGAUGUUUCUCUCUGUGUGUUUUUUUUUUUUUAUUAUUAUCUUUAUACGUCUAAUAGCUAUGUUUGGUAAACAGUUUGCCCCAUUUAAAUGAUCUGGAUAGAACUGUGAUGUUAUAUGUGUUGAAGUCUUUGAUGCCCUCUUGAUUUGUCUUAAAAAAUACAUUUUUAUCUUCAAUGCAACUUUUUACCUGUGUCUUUCAGCUGACUUGAUAUUAUUCAUUAGAGUAUUUAUUUAAACGGUUGUAAAUGAAGUGUUGGCCUAUAAUCUAUGAAACAUAUGUCCAACAUAUCUGUCAUGAAUUAUAUCAAGUUAUUUUGAAUCACAAGCAUCAAUCCUGUCUCACGGUAGAAGCUGUAAUCAGUUUUUGGCAAAGUGAGUUUUAUAUAUCCUUCAUUUAUCCAGGUAAACGUCUCACUGACAUUAAAAUGUUUCAUUGACAUUAAAAAUUAAAACUGGGUCAUUGACAUUAAAAAAAAAGUUUGUUUUUUUGGCCAAGAGGGCAGUUGAAGUUAAAACAAAUAUAUUAUAGGGUCCAUAACGAUAUUAAAAGUGGACAAAAACAGGACUAGAUUCAUUAUAUUGUAGGUACAAUAACGUAGAGUCAGGGCCGUUGCUAGCCAUUUGGGUGCCCUAAGCACAAAUGCUUUAUGGUGCCCCCCGCCACUAAAAAAAAAA